Salmo salar (Atlantic salmon) is the source of this 774-nucleotide messenger RNA. The record is from RefSeq and is a predicted model, not a curated record. NCBI's taxonomy places the organism in Eukaryota, Metazoa, Chordata, Actinopteri, Salmoniformes, Salmonidae.
UGCUAAGAGAACGGUGCUGUGAGUCGGGAUAGACAGGCAGAGAGAGAGAGCUGCAGCUGAAUAGAAAAAGGGCACCGCGCUGCAAGCUGCAUGGUAGGAAAGCUCCGCGUCAACGUUGGUUCCUCCGUAUUUAUUCUACCGUUCAGGAAUCCACAGCUCCGGGGGGAAAACGAGCGUGUCCCCCUCCGUCUGGGAUCCACAGCUCCGGGGAAACCGAGCGUGUCCCCCUCCGUCUGGGAUCCACAGCUCCGGGGAAAAACGAGCCUGUCCCCCUCCGUCUGGGAUCCACAGCUCCGGGGGAAACGAGCCUGUCCCCCUCCGUCUGGGAUCCACAGCUCCGGGGGAAACGAGCCUGUCCCCCUCCGUCUGGGAUCCACAGCUCCGGGGGGAAACGAGCCUGUCCCCCUCCGUCUGGGUCGGAACAUGAUGAAGUUUAGGUUCCGACGGCAGGGCAACGACCCACAGAGAGAGAAACUCAAACAGGAAUUGUUCGCCUUCAACAAGACAGUGGAACAUGGGUUCCCCCACCAGCCCAGUGCUUUGACCUUCGACCCCCAGCUGCAGCUCAUGGCCAUCGGGACCAAGUCUGGAGCCAUCAAGAUGUAUCCUUUACCCCGCAUACAUCCUCCUCUAUUCCUCCUGGGGGCUGCGUCCCCAUACUCUAACCCAGAUUCCCCUGGGGCUGCGUCCCCAUACUCUAAUCCAGAUUCCUCCUGGGUAAUCCAGAAUCCUCCUGGGGCUGCGUCCCCAUACUCUAACCCAGAUUCCUCCUGG